Messenger RNA from Pimephales promelas (fathead minnow), 1968 nucleotides. RefSeq names its product cyclin Y (gene ccny). NCBI's taxonomy places the organism in Eukaryota, Metazoa, Chordata, Actinopteri, Cypriniformes, Leuciscidae. Gene Ontology annotation, molecular function: protein kinase binding. The record is from RefSeq and is a predicted model, not a curated record. Gene Ontology annotation, biological process: regulation of cyclin-dependent protein serine/threonine kinase activity.
UGUGAUGUGUGUGUGUGAUCGUGGGCUCGGCGAUACACUGACAGCUGUGCGAUACAAUGUUACUGCGACGGGUGAGAAUGGAAUAAUCUACGGCACAUAUAAACACCCCGUAGAGCAGCCGCGUGGAUUGUGUGUUGAUUUAAUGAGGACAGUCGUGAUUAGAAACACCCUGAUGUCUUUACACGACCGUUUGGCACGGGAGUGAUCUCGCAGAUCGCAGAGCCCGUGUUUCACCCCGUCAUCCGCAGCUGUUCCACCCAUCAUCUGUUCGUUUAUCCGCACAUACACCGGUACUCAUGGGGAACAGCACAUCAUGCUGCGUGUCGUCCAGCCCGAAGCUCCGGAGGAACGCGCACUCGAGGCUGGAGCCGUACCGGCCCGAACCGGAGCUGAGCCGAGAGGACACGGGCUGCAACCUCCAGCACAUCAGCGACCGAGAGAACAUAGACGAGCUCAACAUGGAGUACAACCCUUCGGACCACCCGCGCGCCAGCACCAUCUUUCUCAGCAAGUCUCAAACAGACGUUGUUUUACCCAACAAGAAAGUUCGGGAAAAACGGAAAAGUCUGUACGUCAACCAUUUAACACACAUUGCGGAGUCAAAGCAACAUCCGUCUGGUCCAAUGAGACGCAAGUACAGCUCCUGUUCGACGAUCUUCCUGGAUGACAGCACCGUCAGCCAACCCAACCUCAAAUACACCAUCAAAUGUGUCUCCCUCGCAAUAUACUACCAUAUAAAGAACAGAAAUGUGGAGGGGCGAAUGCUGUUAGACAUUUUUGAUGAGAAACUUCAUCCACUUACAAAAUCGGAGGUGCCGUCAGACUAUGAGAAGCACGACCCGGAACAGAAACAGAUCUACCGAUUCGUCCGCACGCUCUUCAGUGCCGCCCAGCUCACAGCUGAGUGUGCCGUUGUUACUCUGGUGUAUCUGGAGAGAUUAUUAACAUAUGCAGAGAUUGAUAUCUGUCCUGCUAACUGGAAAAGGAUCGUUUUGGGUGCCAUCCUGUUGGCGUCAAAGGUGUGGGAUGAUCAGGCCGUAUGGAAUGUCGACUACUGCCAGAUCCUCAAAGACAUCACUGUGGAAGACAUGAACGAGUUGGAGCGGCAGUUUCUGGAGCUUCUGCAGUUCAAUAUUAACGUUCCAUCGAGCGUCUACGCCAAGUACUAUUUUGACUUGCGUUCACUUUCCGAGGCGAACAACCUCAACUUUCCCCUGGAGCCUCUCAGCAGAGACAAGGCCCAGAAACUGGAGGCGAUCUCCAGGCUUUGUGACGACAAAUAUAAAGACUUGAGAAAAGGAGCCAAGAAGCGCUCAGUGAGUGCAGAUAACCUGACAGUGGUCAGAUGGUCCCCGGCCAUCAUAUCCUAAUAUCGGUGGACGUCGCGGACUUUCACGAGAGACGGAGAAAAAGAAACUGUCAGAAGAAGCGUUCUCUAAGAGGACACAAACAUGCUUCGUACCUCCACGAGACUCUUGAGCCUUUCUCCCUGCUGGUCGUAUGGCUGCUGUAUAUACGAGACACCCACACAAAGAUCACUUUCCAACCUGUGGCUUAGAGGAGAGAGCGAGAGAGAGAGACACUGCUACUGCAGUUCAGAAAACAGGAGGAUAUAUAAUCGAGGGAGAAAGAUGCCUAAUGACUGGAACAGCAUUCCUACAGCUCUGUGUCAUACAUGUUUGCCAUUCUAGGUGAGGAAGUGUUCGCACCAUGAUCUUGUCUGGUUAGAAAAGUGUCGUAUCAAGAUGGCCAAAAUCAACCACUUCUCAAGAUAUCAUUCCUAAAAGUGUUGUUUUUUUUUUUUGAUCACACUAUUAAAUCACCACUGUAGUUAUACAUACUGUUAUUUAACAUUUUGUUUAAGAUUUAUUUUAGUUAAAUUAAAAGCAUCCUUAAUGACGGUUUAUUAAUCUGAAAUUAGUCUUUAAUAAUUGCACAUUAAUGGGGAAAAUAUACAAUUUGGAUAUC